Saitoella complicata NRRL Y-17804 is the source of this 1849-nucleotide messenger RNA. RefSeq lists its product as uncharacterized. The transcript has a single exon. The coding region runs from base 202 to 1500 and encodes 432 amino acids. Lineage: Eukaryota; Fungi; Ascomycota; Saitoellomycetes; Saitoellales; Saitoellaceae. The record is from RefSeq and is a predicted model, not a curated record.
GUAGAGCCCGCUUCCUCACCACCAACACAUCAACCCCAACGAAUGUUAUUAUAUCGACAAAGACAUCCAUCGACGGAAGUUUUGAAGCAGUCUCCUUGUUCUAUAUAAGCAUUCAACAUCUUGGAUCAUCCGUUAUUUUUGUCCGAUACUCCUACGUCCUCUCCUCCUUUUUCUACAACAACUACAACUACAACUACAUCCAUGGCACGUCGUCAACCUGGCCAGCAGCAGCUUCAAGUACAACAGCGUCCAGUAUCGGCGCCUAAACCGCAUGGAUCACCGGCGCAGCUGUCGCAGCCUGUGAAGCAGGUGGUGCAAGCAGUGCCGCAUAUACGCUCCCGCUCCAACUCGCCAGCAUCACGACAUGCUCAACCCCGUCCCGCUUCUCACUCGAAUUCCCGCCGUACGGCUCCUGCUCAACACCAGCAGAAGCCCGUACAGCAGCAGGUUUACCCGUCGUCGCGCCAGCGUUCGUCGAAUGUUCGCCGUGCGGCUACGGAGCCAUCAGGGAACCGUCCUGUUUCCCCUCCUGCGUCUUCGCCUCCUCAACCUGUUACCCCAGCAUCUACGAAUGCUCGUCCGGCUACCACUACCACUACUGUUGGAGGUCAGAGUCCACCGAAGACCGCGGCACAGGCUGCCGCGGCGCAUUAUGCUGGUCCAACUUUCCAUUCCUCUCCUGCGGCUUCAGCACUCCCUCUUCCUGCGUUCAUGACCAAAUCCCUUCCGUCGCGCAAGGCUGGAGCUGAGGUCGCUGGACAGUUGACUGAUCGCGAUAUGAACGUUCCUGUUGACGAGAGUCCCCUCGCCAAACUCUUCCGUGCGGAUCGUGACGCGAAGAAUGGAAGCACAAGUCCCACGAAGUCAUAUACCCCAACCAAGCAACCCAUCCUCCAACGUCCGAACUCGGAUUUAUACGAAGACCGUCCCUCCUCAUCCGAGUCCGAGGACCACCUUCGCGCUAAGAGCAGGGCGUUGAAGGAUAUGCUCUCCCCACCCUCCAGCUCCGACUCCGCCGCUCCGUUCUUCUCGUCAACGACCACUUCUUCCGUCUCGUCCGAACCCGUCCCUACCGCACAGGGCCAGCACUUCACGAGUGCUCCUCACCAAUUCCGACACCCUCAACACUCCCCACCCCAAACUUACGCACAUCAGUCCGCGGGUCCCGUCGUGCCAUUCCAGCACCCGUAUGCUACCAGGGGUUACGGACCCGGACAAGGGAACUUCUAUUCGAUGGUUCCGCCGGCGUAUGUCCCUAGCCCACAAUUGCACCAUGCGCAUCCGAUGCCCAUGGGGAUGGGGAUGGCGCAUCCUCUCAGCCCGCCUGUUACGCCGAUGAUGAAUCCGAUUGGGGUGCAUAUGGAGCAGCAGUGGCAGCAGCAGCAGGUGCAUGGGAGCCCCACACCUAUUGGGGUUGGGGUUGGGGCUGGUGUUGUGCCGGUUGGGGAGCAGGUUAUGCAGAUGGAGUUGGAUUUGAGGAGGGUGUUGAAGUUGGCCUAAUAUGGGCUUGCUUUUGUGAGAGAGGGAGAGGUGGGGUGAGGUGAGGGGGGUUGAGGCGGUGUACAGCAACGAACAACGGUCUUAUAUUUUACGCGACCUACUCGACAUCGUGGUUUCAGUUUUUGGAUUUCUCUUUUUAUCGCAUGCUUGGCUUAUUUUCGACACGACUUUGACUUUCGACUCGACACUUGACGCACACACCCGCAACGUGCGAAUCCUUUUUCUCUGGUGGAUCUGGACUCUAUGAUUGGCGUUUGCUCUUUAUUUGUCUGCUAUGAUUAUCUGGAUUCCCUGAAGGACACCCUCGACAUGCAUCAACCGGCUUGCUUUCAUGCUCAGUUAUUUAUUU